GUACCACACCACAAGUGACAGAACAGAAGCAAAUUGUUCUGUGGUUGUACAGUGGAAUGAGUGAUGAGUGAUUCGUGCAUUUUCUGAUGUGAUUGAAUAUUAAUGAAUAUUGUGAAGAGUUGGAAAGGGAAAAACAACAUUUUUAAAAAACGUUCAUGUGAUGUAUUUUUAUUUUUUUUUAUCGUCGAUAGUGAAUAAGUGUAAAAAUUUCUUUUUCUAAUCAUGACAACCGAGCAAAAAUUUAACGCAGCUGUGAAUGUAAUAAGAAGUUUACCAAAAAAUGGAUCCUAUCAGCCCAGCAAUGAGUUGAUGUUGAGGUUUUAUGCUUACUUCAAGCAAGGUACUCUUGGGGAUUGUCAAGGUUCUCGGCCAGCAUUUUGGGAUGUUGUUGGAAGAGCCAAGUAUGAUGCAUGGAAGGCCCUUCAAGGAAUGUCUAAAGAAGAGUCUAUGGCCAAAUAUGUUGACGAACUUCAUUCGAUUGUUGAAACAAUGAGCUACUCAGACAAGGUAGCAAAUUUCUUGGAAGCCCCCACAGACGAAUUAGAUUCAAUCAAUAUAGAUGAUUUGCAGUUAGUGGCUGGAGAUGUGAUAGAAAGAGUUAGGUCACUCCCUAAUUCACCUUUGGGUAGGUAAAAUGACAAUUAUAUC
Messenger RNA from Leptinotarsa decemlineata (Colorado potato beetle), 648 nucleotides. RefSeq lists its product as uncharacterized. Lineage: Eukaryota; Metazoa; Arthropoda; Insecta; Coleoptera; Chrysomelidae. The record is from RefSeq and is a predicted model, not a curated record. Gene Ontology annotation, biological process: fatty acid metabolic process. Gene Ontology annotation, molecular function: fatty-acyl-CoA binding. Gene Ontology annotation, cellular component: cytoplasm.